CCCCGCCCCGCCUGCUGCCAAGUUUCGCGGAGUUGGCUGGACCGGUGCUCCUCGGUCCCCGCGCCGCGCGCUCCCUUCCGCGUUCCGCCGUCUGCCUCACCUGCGCCCCGGCCCGGCCGCUGGGGCCCCGCGCCAUGGCCCGAGCGUCCGGGGCGCGGCGCUGACGGCGGCCGGCGGAGCGCGCCAUGCCCAGCAGGACCGGCCGCAAGAUGGACGGGAGCGGCGGCCGCGUCCGCCUGAAGGCGCACUACAGCGGGGACAUCCUGAUCACCAGCCUGGACUCCGCCACCACCUUUGACAAGCUCUGUGAGGAGGUGCGGGAGAUGUGCCACCUGCACCAGGGCCACCCGCUCACCCUCAAGUGGGUGGACAGUGAAGGUGACCCCUGCACUGUGUCCUCCCAGAUGGAGCUGGAGGAGGCCCUCCGCCUGUCCUGUCAGCGCAAGGACGCAGGGCUCACCCUUCACGUUUUCCCCAGCAUCCCCGAGGAGCCAGGCAUGCCCUGUCCGGGAGAAGACAAAUCCAUCUACCGCCGCGGAGCCAGAAGAUGGCGGAAGCUGUACCGCGCCAACGGCCACCUCUUCCAAGCCAAGCGCUUUAACAGGAGAGCGUACUGCGGCCAGUGCAGUGAAAGGAUAUGGGGCCUUGCCAGGCAGGGCUACAGGUGCAUCAACUGCAAACUGCUGGUCCAUAAGCGCUGCCACGUCCUUGUCCCGCUGACCUGCAACAGGCAUAUGGUGACUUACAAGUCUCCAGAAGCUCCGUCGUGGCGCCCGCCGGGUCACUGUGUUGCCGUCUCUCUGCAGGAUUCUGUCAUGCCUUCCCAGGAGCCUGCAGUGGACGACAAGAGUGACGACGUGGACCUUCCUUCCGAGGAGACGGAUGGAAUUGCUUAUAUUUCUUCAACCCGGAAACAUGAUAACAUUGAAGAUGAACCUGAGGACCUCAAGCCGGUUAUCGAUGGGAUGGACGGGAUCAAAAUAUCUCAGGGGCUCGGGCUGCAGGACUUCGACCUGCUCAGGGUCAUCGGGCGCGGGAGCUAUGCCAAGGUCCUGCUGGUACGGCUGAAGAAGAACGAUCAGGUCUACGCCAUGAAGGUGGUGAAGAAGGAGCUGGUCCACGACGACGAGGAUAUUGACUGGGUACAGACAGAGAAGCACGUGUUUGAGCAGGCAUCCAGCAACCCUUUCCUGGUCGGCUUACACUCCUGCUUCCAGACAACAAGUCGGUUGUUCCUGGUCAUCGAGUACGUCAACGGGGGUGACCUCAUGUUCCACAUGCAGAGACAGAGGAAGCUGCCCGAGGAGCACGCCAGGUUCUACGCUGCUGAGAUUUGUAUCGCGCUCAACUUCCUACACGAGAGAGGGAUUAUUUAUCGGGACCUGAAGCUGGACAACGUUCUCCUCGACGCCGACGGCCACAUCAAGCUGACGGACUACGGCAUGUGCAAGGAAGGCCUGGGCCCCGGUGACACGACAAGCACUUUCUGCGGAACCCCGAACUACAUCGCCCCGGAAAUCCUGCGGGGAGAGGAGUACGGGUUCAGCGUGGACUGGUGGGCCCUGGGCGUGCUGAUGUUCGAGAUGAUGGCUGGCCGCUCCCCCUUCGACAUCAUCACCGACAACCCCGACAUGAACACCGAGGACUACCUUUUCCAAGUCAUCCUGGAGAAGCCCAUCCGGAUCCCCCGGUUCCUCUCAGUCAAGGCCUCCCACGUGUUGAAAGGAUUUUUAAACAAGGACCCUAAGGAGAGGCUCGGCUGCCGGCCGCAGACUGGAUUUUCCGACAUCAAGUCUCACGCUUUCUUCCGUAGUAUAGACUGGGACCUGCUGGGGAAGAAGCAGGCCCUGCCGCCCUUCCAGCCGCAGAUAACGGACGACUACGGCCUGGACAACUUCGACACACAGUUCACCAGCGAGCCGGUGCAGCUGACCCCGGACGACGAGGACGUCCUCAAGAGGAUCGACCAGUCGGAGUUCGAAGGGUUUGAAUACACCCACCCGCUGCUGCUGUCCGCCGAGGAGUCCGCGUGAGGCGCCGCGUUCUCGUCGUGGACGCGGGCGGAGGGUGCGGGCCUGUCCCCGACCACUGCGCAUGCAUGCCGGGCUGGGCGCCGGCGGCCCGGGCAGAACAGCCCCUCCAUCCGGCCCGCGGCCGCCUGCACCGGAGGAACUUGCUUCUUGUGCCUGCGCCGCGGAGGCCGCGGUGCCCGUGUCCGAGGGAGAAAGUGUCCCCGACUUCGAAGGUGCACACUUUCCACAGAAACAGAACUGACCUGCUCCGCCGGGAGAGUUAGCCUGUAACGUCCUGAGGAAUAAAGUGUCCCGAUAAUGUUGAA
Messenger RNA from Eubalaena glacialis (North Atlantic right whale), 2338 nucleotides. It is a transcript of the gene PRKCZ, whose product is annotated as protein kinase C zeta. Gene Ontology annotation, biological process: protein phosphorylation. NCBI's taxonomy places the organism in Eukaryota, Metazoa, Chordata, Mammalia, Artiodactyla, Balaenidae. Bases 186 to 2033 code for a protein of 615 amino acids. The record is from RefSeq and is a predicted model, not a curated record. The transcript has 18 exons. Gene Ontology annotation, molecular function: protein binding; protein serine/threonine kinase activity; ATP binding.